This is a messenger RNA of Trichosurus vulpecula (common brushtail), 1919 nucleotides long. RefSeq names its product matrilin 3 (gene MATN3). The coding region runs from base 1 to 1476 and encodes 491 amino acids. Lineage: Eukaryota; Metazoa; Chordata; Mammalia; Diprotodontia; Phalangeridae. Gene Ontology annotation, molecular function: calcium ion binding. The record is from RefSeq and is a predicted model, not a curated record. The transcript has 8 exons.
AUGGGACGCCGGCUCGGGGCUAGCCCUCUUUGCUUCUUCGUCUUCCUCCUCCUUCUCUUCCUCCUCUUAGAGGUGCCCACAGCUCGGGGUCAGCCCGCUCGUCGGAGCCGUCGCCAGCUGGGGUUGCGGAGGCCGGGGAGCAGCCUAGGGACCAGCCUUGGGUCGCCCGGCUACUCGCGGGCCAGCGAGCCUCAGGUCCCGCGCGGCAGCGGCCGCAGUAGCGGCAGCAGGAGCACAGAUGUAUGCAGGAGCCAACCCUUGGAUCUGGUGUUUAUCAUUGACAGCUCACGCAGCGUGAGGCCUCAGGAGUUCACCAAAGUGAAAAGCUUCGUCACUAAGAUUAUUGACAGCCUGGACAUUGGGGCGACUGCCACUCGGGUGGCCCUGGUGAACUAUGCCAGCACCGUGAAAAUUGAGUUCAAUCUCCAGACCUAUUCUGACAAGGCAUCUGUAAAGCAGGCAGUGUCCCGGGUCAUCCCUCUGUCCACAGGUACCAUGUCAGGCCUGGCUAUCCAGACAGCCAUGGAUGAAGUCUUCACUGCAGAGGCUGGAGCCCGCCCUGCCACCUUCAACAUCCCCAAGGUGGCCAUUAUAGUGACUGAUGGACGGCCGCAGGACGAGGUGGAGGAGGUGGCGGCACAGGCCCGAGCAGCUGGCAUCGAGAUCUAUGCCGUGGGCGUGGACCGGGUAGACAUGCAGUCAUUGAGGACAAUUGCCAGUGAGCCACUCGAUGACCACGUGUUUUAUGUGGAGACCUAUGGGGUGAUCGAGAAAGUGACCUCGAGAUUCCGGGAAACUUUCUGUGCUUUGGACCAGUGUGUGCUAGGCACCCAUCAGUGUGAGCAUGUCUGUAUAAGCGAUGGAGAUGGUGCCCAUCACUGUGAAUGCAGCCAAGGAUACACCUUGAAUGAAGACCAGAAAACUUGCUCAGCUGUUGAUAAGUGUGCCCUAAACACCCAUGGGUGUGAGCACAUUUGUGUGAAUGACCGGGCAGGUGCCUACCACUGUGAGUGCUAUGAAGGCUACAUCCUGAAUGAAGAUAAGAAAACCUGCUCAGCUCAGGACAAGUGUGCCCUUGGUACCCACGAGUGUGAGCACAUCUGUGUGAGUGACAGGGCUGGUGCCCACCACUGUGAAUGCUACGAAGGUUAUGUCUUGAAUCAGGAUAAGAAGACGUGUUCUGCUCAGAAUCAGUGUGCUCUGGGCACCCACCGCUGUGAGCACCUCUGCGUGAGUGACGGACCUGGGGCUUACCACUGUGAGUGCCGCCCGUGGUUCAGCUUGAAUGAAGAUGGGAGAUCCUGCGCAGCCAUUGAAGAAGCCCGGAGACUAAUCUCGACUGAGGAUGCCUGUGGCUGUGAAGCCACACUGGCCUUUCAGGAGAAGGUCACCUCCUACCUCCAGAGACUUUCAUCCAAGCUUGACAACAUCUUGGAGAAGUUACAAGUCAAUGAUUUGAGACAGGUCCGCCGCUAGAGCUGCCAUCCUUGCCCCAUCAGGAGUCUGACAGCGUGCCUGCAGGGUGUAUGGGGCCCUGGUCACCAUCCUGCCAGGGGCUGCUUCCCAGCCACCAAAAACAUCACUGAGCAAAUAGCAAGAUGAAUUUCCAGAAACUAAUUCUUUUUUUUCCCUUCAAGCAAAAAGCAACCCAUGGAGAAUAACUGUGAGCUUACUAUAUAGCAACACUGCUUUUAAAGCAGCAAGGUGCCCACAUUGCUUUCCAGUUUUACCCCAAGCUCGGGGCAAGCUCCCUUUUCAUUCCUCGAGAAUUAGAUCACUGAGUCCCUUGAAAAGAAGCACCAAAUGCUUCCCUCUCCCAGAACUGCAUCUCUCUGCAUUGGAAUAGUGAAAAGGCUGCAAAAAAAGUAUAAUGACACUGCUCCCUCUACAGAUUCGAAUCAUUAGUUGAGACGUUUAAU